Onthophagus taurus is the source of this 3297-nucleotide messenger RNA. The record is from RefSeq and is a predicted model, not a curated record. NCBI's taxonomy places the organism in Eukaryota, Metazoa, Arthropoda, Insecta, Coleoptera, Scarabaeidae.
UAAAUUAAAAAAAAAAGGAGUAUAUAAAUUAAAACUCAGCCAAAAAUAGGGCUAUCGACCGGAGUCUUUCUGCCCAUAAAGUUGAAGAUUAACCUUGAAAUGGUCUGCAAAACAAUUUUGUUAUUUUUACCAAACAAAGAAAUAAAUUUGGAUUGCGUUGGGAACUCCAACAUCUGUUUGAAUCCAGUUUGACGAGUUUUUAUUAAACAUUACCAAUGAUUAAAAAAAGAAAAUUUAAUUUAAAAAGAAAGAAGAAGAAUCGUAUAUAAUUACACCCGCAAUUAUUAGGAUCGUUAAAGUUUCCUAGAUAUGUAUUUAUUUUGUAUGUUGAAAAUAAUUUCUCAAUUUCCCCUCGGAAUUAACAAAUUAUUAUUGGUAAUUGCGCCUAGUUCUUGUAAACCAAUCAAGGUCCAAGUGUAACUCGGCCACACAUUACUUUGCAAUAAUCGUUUUUAAGUUAACAAAUUUAAAUUUGGCACCAAUUUCAAUAUCCCGCGACCGUAUACGGUUUUUUUUCAACCUUCGCAACCGCACGAAUCCAACCAGACCGAGAAUCAGUUUAGAUUCAAACUCGUUUAAACUCAGUUUUACUUAAAUACUAAAAAAACUGAUUUCUUAAUACAAUAAAAUCGUUUUAUUCUUCGUAAUUACUGUUUAUUAAUUAGGUGCAGUGUCUCGACCUUGUUGAUUAUUUCCGAUAUCUUAUUAAAAACUGAAUUACUCCGUAAUUUCUCGUGCAAAACUAACGAGUACACGUUAACAGUUUAUUUAAUAAACAUAUUUUAAAUGUUACAACAAAUUUUAAGUAAAUCUCGCGCGACAUCGUUUUUCUUUGGAUUCUUUUUAACAUCAACAUCGAUUUUUUUAUCAAUUUGGACCCCGUUUGAGUUGUUAAUGAACGAAAGAUUACAAAUGCGAAAAGGAUUACCCGCUUAUGAGUGGUGGUUAAAACCCCCAGACGCAACGUUGAAGAUUUACAUCUUUAAUGUUACUAAUUCUGAGAGAUUUUUGAUGGGUCUGGAUGAAAAAAUGGUUAUUAAUCAAGUUGGGCCUAUCGUUUUCAGGGAAGAUUGGGUUCAUUCGAACGUUAUUUUUAAUCCAAACUCAACGAUAAGUUAUAAUGUUAAAAAAACGCCUAAAUAUGAUGAAAAAGAAAAUGAAUUAAGUUUGAAUUCGGUGGUUGUUGUCCCAAACAUGGCUUUUUUGGGGUCCGCUUCUUUUCUCACAAAUAGCCCAUAUCUUAUUAAAUUUGGGUUUAAAAGCAUGAUUUCGAUGCUCGAAACGCAACCUUUUAUUAAUUUAACGAUUCAAAAUCUUCUUUAUAAUUUUACUGACCCACUUUUAGAGUUUGUACAUCGAUAUAUCCCCUCAUUAGCCCCAACUGAUAACAUGGGGAUAUUAAAUAAUCUUUAUGACCGAUUCGGAGAUAAUGUAACAGCUUUUAUGGGUACAAAGAGUGGGCAUUCUUUAUUUUCAUUAAUAGAUCGUUACAACGGAGAAAAAGGAAUACCCGGUUAUAACGAGCAAUGCAAAGAUGUGAUUACGAACGCCUCGGAAGCUGUAACUUUUAACCAAUUCGUAACUAAAGAUCAAGAUUUACUAUAUUACCGGAAAUUGUUAUGCAGGGUAGCUAAAUUAAUCUAUCAAAAAGAAGUGAAACGAUAUGGAUUACUUGGAUAUAAAUUUGUAGUCCCGGGUGAUGUGUUUAAUCGAACGUUCCCUCCAGAAGAUGAUUGCUAUAAAAGUAACCCGACUUUAUUAGAUGGGUUAUCUGAUCUAUCAAAUUGCCUUUAUUCGUUUCCUUUGGCGGGAAGUUUCCCUCACUUCCUUUACGGAAACCAACAACUUCAACGACAAGUUUUAGGUUUAACACCUCAAGAAGCAGCCCAUCGUUCCUAUGUAAUCGUGGAACCGAUAACCGGUUUACCUUUAGAGGAAAAAGCCAUGAUUCAACUCAAUAUUCACGUCAAAUCUCUAUCCGGAUUUAAUAAUAACGUUUUAAACAAGUUUAGUGACUCAAUUGUGCCAAUGUUUUGGUUGGAAUUUAGCAUGUUGAACCUUCCCUAUCACAUCAUUUUAUUAAUUUACUCCGCUUUAACCGUUAAAUAUCUCCAGUGGGUUUUCAUUAUCAUCAUUUUUUAUUUGGGAUUAAAAUUAAUUCGAAAAUCUUGGAUUAAUAACGUCGGGGCUAAAACGAAGAUAUCGAAAGAUGAUGUUAAAGUUGAGACGUUGGAGGAAAAUGAAAGCUUUUUAAUGAAAAAUCAUAUUAAUCGAUGAUUUUGUUUAAAUUUUAUAUAUUAGUUUAUAAUUAAAGAUUAUAAGUUUUAAUUAAAAUGAGAAUUCAAUUUAAAAUUUUAUAGUUUGGCAUAACCAAAGUGGCUCCAUCUAUGCUUAUAUUUUUGUGUUAAUUAUUACUAAUGACGUUUCUUUUAGGUUAUGAAAUAAGAUUCUUGGCAAAAUAACUUUUUAAGUGAAGAAAUUGGUGCGUUUUAAUUAAUAUCGAUUCAAAUUUGGUUAUUGAUUAGCUCGGAAUGUAUUCUAAUUGAUUUUUUUUGGUUAUGAUCACCACUGCUCCAGAGAUUAUGAAAUUUUUAGCCGAAGGGAUCCUUUAUCAUUAUGGAGUACCUUAAACGAUUGUAUUUUAUGAUGAAGAGCUCAUUAUCAUAUUAAUCAUGAUACAACGACGGAAAAUUGUUUAUUUAGUGUUACUAUAUUAAUUUUACGGAAUUUGUAUCUUUGGAACCAGUUAAAUCAUUGAAUAAUUAAGGCGAUGGUGAAAUUUAGUGAUAAAAUUUGUGUCGAGAUGAAUUAUGUUAAGUUAUGUUUCGAAUCCGGUUUAUAAAAUCUCAGAAAUCAAAUGCACCUCUUAAGACGUGAAUCUUAUUGAAUCUAAGAAGUGAAUUCUCCUCACGAAGUAAUCAUAAUUGGAGGAGGAGCAUCCGGAAUAGCAUCGUUUUCGCAAUUAUCUCGGAAUAAAACGGACGUUUUGCUUCUUGAAGCUGAGAGUCGAAUUGGAGGCCGAAUAAACAGCGUGAAAUUCGGGGAUAAUUAUGUGGAUUUAGGGGGGCAAUGGGCCCACGAAAACGCUUUGAAAGAUCCGAUUUAUAAGUUGGCGAAGGAUUUGGGGUUGUUAGAACGAAGUAAUCAAUCUCCGAUUAGGUUAUUGUAUUCGAAUCGGAAGGAAUUUCCAAAUAUUAUUAAGAAGUUCCAAGAAGUUAUACAAGAAGUGUAUCAAUUCAAUGAUGUUCGAGAUGGGAGGAGUAUCGCUGAGCUCGCAAAGGGGGUAUAUUCGGAAUU